Cotesia congregata is the source of this 222-nucleotide messenger RNA. NCBI's taxonomy places the organism in Eukaryota, Metazoa, Arthropoda, Insecta, Hymenoptera, Braconidae. The record is from the annotation of a GenBank genome assembly.
AUGGCAAAAAGCUACAGUUCAAUGUUGCUGCUGGUCUGCUUGGCCUUUUUGGUGAUCGUCUCUUCUCCAAAAAAUGAGGUCCAAGCUGACAAAUCAAUUGGAAGCUGCGUUUGGGGUGCAGUUAAUUACGUCAGCAAUUGUCUCGAAGAGUGCAAACGCCGCGGGCACAAAGGAGGACACUGUGGAAGCUUUGCGAACAACAUUUGCUGGUGUGAAACAUAA